AUGGUAUCCACCACACCACCAAGAAGCGCCGAUUCUGAGCCACAAGUUAUUGAACAGGCCGCAAAUCCGCCACCGGCAUACCCACGGUGGAGUCUACGGCAGUUGCAGCAAACCCCAGGAGAACUUCAUGAAGAACAAAUUGAGUACCUGGUUGAAGCCAUGACUCAAGAGGUGUCUGACCAUAACGUCACCAGGAUGAAGUUGCAAGGGGCAUUGACACGUUCAAUGGCAUAUGAGCGCGGGCAAGCUAUGGAGCAGGGCCAUGUUCGAUAUCUAAAUUACAUCGUUCAUGAUCUCAGGACACAGAUUCAGGACGAAAAAAUGAAGAGAAUCGCGGCGGAGGAGAGAAUGCAAUCGCUGGAGUUCGAAAAGGAGAUAGAGCGCGAGUUACAUUGCGAUUAUGAUGAGUGGAAGCCCAGUUCAGGGUCUGAUGAACCGGAGAGCUUUGCAUUUGAUAUAGACUAUUCAGGGGUGGAAGUGGAGGUGCCGCCAGCUGGGAGGACCAAGCGCGAGCACACCGAUGAUGGUGACAAUGAUGGUGAUGAUGACAGGAGGGAGGCAUCUUGCAAGCGUCCAAAACAUUAA
Messenger RNA from Venustampulla echinocandica, 585 nucleotides. RefSeq lists its product as uncharacterized. The record is from RefSeq and is a predicted model, not a curated record. NCBI's taxonomy places the organism in Eukaryota, Fungi, Ascomycota, Leotiomycetes, Helotiales, Pleuroascaceae. The transcript is spliced from 2 exons. Bases 1 to 585 code for a protein of 194 amino acids.